UUGAGGUAUUUCUCAAAUUCUAGCCGUUAAGAGUUCUCUGAAAUAUCUGAUCGAGACAAAAACCCAUCACUGAAAAUCGGUUGCUUUUCUCAUUUUCCACUAAUCUCCGUAGUGUGUUUGUCCUUUCUCAUUUGGCUUUCCCUCUCUCUUUCCCUGCUGCUGUUUUUACCUUUUUCGUCCUUUUAAAACAGAAAACUCAAAAUAACAAAUUUCCUUCUUUCUUUACUUGUCUCUGUUUUUUGUAUUUGUUUUCAAUAAGAGCCUAUUUGAAUCUCUUUCAAUAAAAAACCACAAAUAAUAUAUGGUUUCAGUCUUCUUUUGUGGGCUUCCAUUCUGUAUUUCUCUGUUUUUUACUUCAAAGUCUGUACAUAAAUCUGCAUCUGCUAUUUUUUCAAAGUCAUAGUGCUAAUCGAUUUUUCAAAUUUAAUUCAAAACCCAUUUUCUAACAUCGAUUGAUUGAAUUGGAUCGGCUAUUUCUUCAUUUUAGUGUUUUGAUUCAUAUUUGUCUCAAAUUUCUCUCUCCUCUGUUUUAUAUAUAAUUUUCCCUUUUCGGUAUUAAAAUUCUUUUGCUUUAUCUCUCUCACACGCACACAUACACAUCACGAUCUCAAUACUUUAGAUUCUGCGGCAUUAAAUCGCUAAUUUUUCGCGUACCCAGCUAACAAAGGCCGUUGCUUUCCCUCUUCAUCUCAUAAAAACCCGUCGGUGAUAUUUUCGGCAAUAGAUGAACCAUAGAUAAACCAAUUUCACUACUUUUACAUUCACUUUUCCGUCAAAAUUUAUUAUAUUUCGCCUCCACUAAAAUGGUUAGUUCUUGGUUUCUAAGAUGGCUUUUGCUUUUAGGCCUUUUGGAUACUUGUGUUUAUGGUUUAGGAGUUAAUUGGGGGACACAGGCUACCCACAAAUUACCACCAAAGACUGUAGUACAGAUGUUGAAGGACAAUGGGAUAAAAAAAGUGAAGCUUUUUGAUACAGAAGCAAGCACAAUGCGCGCUCUUGCUGGGACUGGCAUUGAAGUCAUGGUGGCUAUACCCAAUGAUCAGUUACUUGCCAUGAAUGAUUAUAAACGUGCUAAGGAUUUUGUCAAGAGCAAUAUCUCUAUUUACAACUUCAAUGGAGGAGUUAACAUCAAGUAUGUUGCAGUUGGCAAUGAGCCUUUCCUCACAUCCUACAAUGGUUCAUUCAUAAACACCACCUUCCCAGCACUUCAGAACAUUCAAAAUGCUCUCAAUGAAGCUGGGGUUGGAGACUCCAUUAAGGCUACUGUGCCAUUGAAUGCUGAUGUCUACAACUCGCCCACUGGCCAGAGUUAUCCCUCUGCAGGAAGAUUCCGUAGUGAUAUCAAUGACCUGAUGACCCAAAUUGUUCAGUUUCUGAAUAAGAACAAUGCACCUUUCACAGUUAACAUCUAUCCUUUUCUGAGUCUAUAUGGAAAUGAUAACUUCCCUAUUGACUAUGCUUUCUUUGAUGGAGUAUCUCAGACAGUUGUUGAUGUUGGUUCUGGUAUUCAGUACACCAAUGUUUUUGAUGCCAACUUCGACACGUUAGUCUCAGCUCUCAAAGCAGUGGGGUUUGGAGAUAUGACCGUUAUAGUAGGUGAGGUAGGCUGGCCAACAGAUGGAGACAAGAGUGCUACAGUGGAUUAUGCAUACAGAUUUUAUAAUGGUCUGUUGCCGCGACUUGCGAGCAACAGAGGCACCCCACUUCGCCCUGGAUUCAUAGAAGUUUACUUGUUCGGUCUUCUUGAUGAGGAUGCCAAGAGCAUAGCUCCAGGAAACUUUGAGCGCCAUUGGGGAAUCUUCAAGUAUGAUGGCCAGCCUAAAUUUGCAUUAGACCUUUCCGGUCAGGGUCAAAACAAGUUACUCAUCGGAGCGCAAAACGUUCAAUACCUACCAUCGAAAUGGUGUACGUUCAAUCCAAAUGCUCAAGACCUUAGCAAACUUGCAGAUAAUAUAGAUUAUGCUUGCACAUUUUCAGAUUGCACAGCGCUGGGAUAUGGCUCUUCUUGUAAUGGUUUGGAUGCUAAUGGAAAUGCUUCCUAUGCAUUCAAUAUGUAUUUCCAGGUACAGAACCAGGAUCCAAUGGCCUGCGAUUUUCAAGGUUUGGCCACGGUUACUAACGUGAAUAUUUCACAAGGGAAGUGUAAUUUUAUCAUUCAGAUUGCUUCUUCCUCCUCUCCUGUUCACCCCUCACUGGUGGGUUUUGCAUUUGUAACAGUAUUAACAUUUUUGUUGCUAUAGGUUUAAUUUUUUGUAGAUACUUUGGAUGUACUAUUUAAAUACAUUGUAUUUGUUUUUAUUACUUUCUUGCUCUGUGAAUUUGGGUUACUCUUAAUUGAUUCUUUGAAUAAAAUUUCGGAGAAUUUUAUUUAUUUCCUA
Molecule: messenger RNA, 2378 nt
Organism: Jatropha curcas
Lineage: Eukaryota; Viridiplantae; Streptophyta; Magnoliopsida; Malpighiales; Euphorbiaceae
Product: glucan endo-1,3-beta-glucosidase 8
Biological process (GO): carbohydrate metabolic process
Molecular function (GO): hydrolase activity, hydrolyzing O-glycosyl compounds
Source: RefSeq, a predicted model, not a curated record